GGACAGUUAAAUCCGCACUUACCGGCGAAUCGUACGCUCUUCGGCGAUCGCACACCGAACGCUCCGCACAGUACUUCCGCGAUGUCCACCACGGCAGGAGCACCGAAGCAGCAGCAGCACCAGCUACCCAGCUACCUCACGGAAUCGCUGAUCCAGCGCUCCCUCGAGCACGAUCUGCAGCGCCCGGUAACGAUCGAUCGGUUCACGGCGGGCCCUGCAACAGCCGCCGGCGAUAACUACCUGAGCGAUGUGUUCUGGAUCCGGGUCGAGUACGAUGGCGGAGCGUCCGAGAAGCGCCUGCUAGCGAAGUGCAUGCCGGACAUCGGUGACCGCGGCGCAACGCUCGACGUGCUCGACGCGUUCCGCAAGGAGUCGGAAACGUUCCAACACCUCCUACCCGAGCUCACCCGCCUGGUCGGUGGAGGGGAACAGUUUGGGGCGAAGUGUUACUACGCCACCAGCGAACCGGUGCGCACGAUCGUGUUCGAGGAUCUGAAAGCGCUCGGCUUUCGCAUGUGCGACCGGACGAAGGGUGGCCUGGACUACGACCACAUGACGCUGGUGAUGCGCAAGAUUGCCCGCUUCCAUGCCGCCUCGAUGCUGUACGCGAAACAAAGCGCAGAGCAUCAGCGCCGUCUCGCCAGCCGGUACGCGUACGGGCUGCACAAUCCGCGAGAGCAGCCGGAAGACUCGCGCAUACUGCAGGCGCUACAGAAGGGGCUGGAGAAGUUCAUUUCCGUUGCGGGCGGUUGGCCCGAGCUGGAUGGCGGUGUGUUGCGCCAGCUGGAAGGUUUGCUGCCCGUGUUUAAGGAGCGCAUUGCUGGGUGUGUGAAGCCACGGCAACCGGGGGCCCGUUACGAGGUGCUGAACCAUGGCGAUCUGUGGAGCAACAACAUGAUGUUCCGGUACGGGCCGGACGAUAAGACGGUGGAGGAAAUCAUCUUCGUGGACUACCAGAUCUCCAACUAUGGCAGCCCGGGUCUGGAUCUCGUCUACACGCUGUACAACUGUCCGCACCGGGACGUGCGUAUAGCGAGGCGUGCGGAGCUGCUGCAAGAGUACCAUCGCGUGUUGGCUGACGCAUUGCGCAAGAAUGGGUACGACAGGGUACCGACGUUGGACGAUGUGAGGGAGGAGUUUACUCGCAAUGAGUUUUUCGGACUCGUCUGUGCGAUCACCUUUCUGCCGAUCAUGACGAUGGAACGGACGAAGGAUCUGGACCUUAGUUUCGAUGCGUUCUUCAAGGAGGGCCACGGGGAGAUCCUGCGGGACAGGCAGUACAAUGGGGCGGUGUUCCGGCAGGCCGUCGUGCCGAUCCUACACGAUCUGCACGCACGUGGCUAUGUUCGGUAGGAAGGGAAGCGGAAGUUCACGUUGCACGUUCAAAAUAAAGUACAAUAACCCAAGUUGGUGGGUAGUGUAGGAAAAUGUA
Molecule: messenger RNA, 1432 nt
Organism: Anopheles merus
Lineage: Eukaryota; Metazoa; Arthropoda; Insecta; Diptera; Culicidae
Exons: 2
Coding region: 82-1353 (423 amino acids)
Source: RefSeq, a predicted model, not a curated record